This is a messenger RNA of Polyodon spathula (Mississippi paddlefish), 3021 nucleotides long. RefSeq names its product serine/threonine-protein kinase pim-3. NCBI's taxonomy places the organism in Eukaryota, Metazoa, Chordata, Actinopteri, Acipenseriformes, Polyodontidae. The transcript has 6 exons. The coding region runs from base 559 to 1533 and encodes 324 amino acids. Gene Ontology annotation, molecular function: ATP binding; protein serine/threonine kinase activity. Gene Ontology annotation, biological process: protein autophosphorylation; negative regulation of apoptotic process; regulation of mitotic cell cycle. The record is from RefSeq and is a predicted model, not a curated record. Gene Ontology annotation, cellular component: cytoplasm.
UAGUUUUACAUUUUUCGAACAUUCUUAGCUAUAGCAAAUUUUUCAUGCAGGCAGUAGAUGUGUAUAUCUUUUUAGUAAAGGUUAAGGCUAGUUUGCAGGGCGGAGGAAUAUAUCCGCCCCCUCCACGCGUCAAAAUAUUGGAGUUAAGAAGUAGGAGCGACGUCGAUUGAAUUCAGAACUGAAGAGAGUGGAGUAGGAGUAGUUUUCUUGGUGUGCUUAUACUUUUUACAUUUAUUACUGUUUCAUAUACUUUGAUUUGGAUCGAUUAAUAUUUGCAUGGACUAGUGCAUCCGUGUCUCCAAAGCAGGGAAGCAGCUGAUUAUAAGUGUGACACAAAUUAAAGAAGAUAAUAUAAACGUUUCGACGGUUUGCAGUAUUUCUAGACUGAUCUACCGUGGUUGCCUUUGCAGAGGUGGUUCGCAUCAGUAGGAUCACCUAAUUUGUCUGCGCAAACGAGACUGACAUUUUUACUUGACCUGCUGAAUUGGAUUGCAUUUGGUUACAUUUUGCUUCCAAAUAAGUAAGGGAUAUUUCACUUGGCAAAAGGUUUGCUAGAAUAUGUUGCUGUCUAAGUUUGGCUCUCUGGCUCAUAUUUGCACUCCGACCGGCAUGGAUCAUGUACCGGUGAAAAUACAGCUCCAACCAGUGAAAGUGGAGAAGGAGCCAUUUGAUAAGGUUUAUCAAGUGGGCGCUGUUUUGGGAAGCGGUGGGUUCGGGACAGUGUACGCCGGUAGCAGGAUCUCAGAUGGGCUGCCGGUUGCUGUUAAACAUGUGGCAAAAGAAAGGGUCACCGAGUGGGGAACCACAAACGGCGUGGUGGUCCCUCUGGAGAUUUUGCUCCUAAAGAAAGUAGGCUCUGGGUUUAAAGGGGUGAUCAAGCUCUUGGAUUGGUAUGAAAGACCCGAUGGUUGGCUGAUUGUCAUGGAGAGACCCGAGCUGGUGAAGGAUUUGUUUGAUUUCAUAACCGAGAAGGGCGCUUUGGAUGAAGAGACGGCCAGGGUUUUUUUCCGCCAGGUCCUGGAGGCUGUUCGGCACUGUUACAGUUGUGGAGUGGUCCACAGAGACAUCAAAGAUGAAAAUCUGCUUGUGGACCUUAGGAGUGGCGAACUCAAACUGAUUGAUUUCGGAUCUGGGGCUGUUCUUAAGGACACGGUGUACACAGACUUUGACGGCACAAGAGUUUAUAGUCCUCCAGAAUGGAUCCGUUAUCACAGAUACCACGGGAGGUCUGCAACAGUGUGGUCUUUGGGAGUGCUGCUGUAUGACAUGGUCUGUGGUGACAUCCCCUUUGAACAAGACGAGGAGAUCCUGAGGGGGCAUUUGUACUUCAGGAGGAGAAUUUCAUCUGAAUGCCAGCAGUUACUCAAAUGGUGCCUUUCACUGAGGCCUUCUGACAGACCAACACUGGAACAGAUAUUUGACCACCAGUGGAUGCGUAAAUCUGAGGCUGUCAAAACGGAAGACUGUGACAUCAGACUGAGAACCAUUGACACUGAAGCAUCCAGCACGAGUUCAAGCAAAGAGAGUCUUUGAAGCCCUUGAAUGACCUUGCAAUGGGAGGGAAGCCACAAUCCAAGGACACUGUGGCUUUGCUGCCAAGUUGUGGGAGGGAAUAGAUAGCUUAGCUUACUUUAAUGUUUGCCAAUCUGACCUUUCAGUGAGGGGAAGAAUAUAAUGAAUACAAAUGUUAUAUAUAAAUGAAUUAUAUUACUUGCUGGUUUCUGCUGCAAACUUAAACUUUAUUUUUAUUAUAAUUAUUCUUAUUUAAUUUCCUUGUUGGGAACAUUACUGUGUGAGAGCCGCAGGCCAGUACUUUUUUGGUAAGACUGACCUUAUUUAUUAAUAUGGUGACCUCGAAACGUAAAUGCAGACUUUGCUCUCAUAGAGCCUGGACUAGUUUUUUAUUAAUUUUUUAAAUUUUUAUUUAAUUUUGCUUUUGAGUGCCUUUCGGAAAGCUGCUUUAGUUGUGGCUUUUAUCAUUUGGAACUGCUGCAUGUUUUUAGUGCACAGAGGGACUUGCCCUCCUUGGGAGUUCUUCGUUCCUGUUGCGUGCAACUGUAAAGGUAACAGUGACAGACGAAGUAGUCCCAUCACUGGUGAUGGCAUACUUGAAACACAGACACACUUUCCAAAUCCUGCAACCCCUUCUUUGCUGCUUUAAAUAAAUACAUACUUCUGCCUGCACAGAAGUGUGAACAUGGAUGUUGAAGCAUUGUAUAAUGAAGACCACCUAUCUUUCUUUUAUCUCUACCAUUGGGCACAAAGAACCCUGAACCCCACCCCUCUCCCCAUACCUUCUUCUCCUUCCAUCAAAAUGCAAGUUGUAUGUGACCAAGACAUGUCAGGGCAUGGUUGGAAAUGCACAAGCAAUGCAAUAUUCAAGGACUCAUUUAUUUAUAUAUAUAUGGUUUUCAAAACUGUACAGUAUAUUUAUGUACAUUUUCCAUGUACUAUUUAUUUGUGUAAAUUAGACAUUCCACAGUUCCACCCUGUGGCUAUUUAUUUGUUUAUUUAUUUCUUAGACACACUAGACUUUAUUAUUAUUAUUAUUAUUUUAACUCCCAUGAUGCAUCAGUUUGUCAGUUCAUGGCCUUUAAAAUAAAUAAUCAUAAUAAUUACAGUUCCUAUUGUAAAUUACUUUUUACUUAAUCAACUGCCAAUAUGUUUGCUGCAAGAGGAUGUCUUUAAAGAGAUGCGUGUAAAGGUUACAUUUUAAUUGAAAGGGUAGUGGAUCUUUUAUUUUCUAAUCCUUGGUAAAGUUUCACAUUUGAUGACUGAUGUAACUGUACAGUAAUGUUUGGAUAAAAGGUUUUGAAUUAUUUAAAUUGUAUAGUCUCCAUGCCUUGCCACGGACAGUAGGAUUGCAAAAUAACACUUAAUUUAUUUUAGUAACUGUGUUUGUGCAAUAGAGGUUUUCUUUUUUUUUUUUUCUUUCAAUUUAGCAGUGUGCAAUAAACAAUGGAUGGAGAACAUAUUUUUUAUACUGAAAUUUCAAUUAAACUGUUUCUGUUUUGUACAUAA